Messenger RNA from Closterium sp. NIES-67, 1977 nucleotides. The record is from the annotation of a GenBank genome assembly. NCBI's taxonomy places the organism in Eukaryota, Viridiplantae, Streptophyta, Zygnematophyceae, Desmidiales, Closteriaceae.
AGCGCAGCAUUUCUCUUCCCCCCGCUUCUCCGACACAGGCACAUGGUCCAACUCAGACUGUUUUCUAGCAUCUAAGUGGAUCAGCUGCCUCCGACACCACCCUCCUGCUCAUCAGCACUCCGUGAUUUACCAACCACGUUCACCGACCUUCGACGCAUACCAGGCUGCUGACUCAGUGCAACUGGCACGCGAACCUUCUUUGGACCGACAGCAGUGCGCCGCACGACGCGAACACACCAGCACCAGGUCAACACUCAGACGGGAGACGCGGACCAGCGACGAUUAGCCCGCUCUGUUGAAGCAUAAACCGGCACCCAGAGUUAUUCCACGCCAUUAUCGUUCAUACCUAGUGCCCUCGCAACCGUGACGUUUCCGUCAGUCGGCUCCAAGCAAUCUCCCUCCAUCAGGUUCCAUCAAUCUCACAACCUCGCUGCAAUUCCAUCCGCGGCUCAAAUAUAACUCAUCUGCAAUCUACACAUUACUGACAGAAAGAUCAUCUGCGCUUCGAUCCAGACUCCAACGCGUUGCAGACAAGCAACCAUGGCGGCCACAGCAGCAGCAGGCUGCAACCUUCGCCUCCAUCACCCGCUACCGGCGCCGUCAGCAUCCCGGCCAGCCGUCCCGCGACCAGCAGCGCUGGUAAACGCUACCGCGCGCGGUGCGUCGAAGCUCUCCGUCCGUGCAACCGCUGCGCCAUCCGCGGGGAAACAGCAGCCGGCGGCAUCGGCGGGGCCGGCGCAGUCGCAGUUCAGUUACGAGCCCGCGCAGCACGCAUCGCUGUCGCACGGCGCGCGCGGAAGCAAGGACUCCGCAGUCCGCGCGAUGCAGUCGACUUCCGUCAUCGAGCCACCGACUGACGUCACAUCCCCGAACGUAGACGGAAACGGAGCUGCUAACGGGGGCUCCGUCAAUUCAUCGAAGCAACAGUUAACUGAGCUGGAGAUUUUGCCAUCAUUCGUGCCGCACGAGUUAACCGCCGCGGCAGACAUUUCAGGCGCUCUCCUGGACCUCGAGUUCUCCUUCCUUCUGUCGCUGCCAGCGCUCGAACCCACGACCUCUCCGCGACGACAGGAGCCCGACGCGGAGGAGGCGGAGGAACGCGAAAACGGCAGCAGCGACGCAGCAGCGGAGGUCGCCGAUCUGGAGAAAGUUGAAGAGGAAAAGGAGAAGGAAGAGACGGAAUCGUCCAUGGCGCGGCCUGGAUACUCGAAGCGCCUGGAGUCUUGCGGAGACCAGUUUUUCGAGUCGGACUUGCGGCCUGUCGUCCUCUUCGACGGUGUGUGCAAUCUGUGUAACAAGUGGGUCAACUUUCUGCUCGACUACGACCCUCUCGGGAACCUGCGAUUCGCCUCGCUCCAGGGUGACUCGGGGAAGGCUCUUCUGCGGCGAGCAGGCCGCGACGAAAACGACCACGCGGACAUCGUCCUUGUCGCACACAACAAGGCGUAUUUCGGCUCGGACGCCAUCCUGGAGAUCUUCUCCCGGCUGAAGCCGCCCUUCCCUCUGCUAGCCGCGGCCGGCCACAUCACCCCCCACGCGCUGCACGAUUUUAUCUACAAGACCGUGUCUGAGAGCCGGUACACGCUCUUUGGCAAGGCCGACGCAUGCAGACUGUUUGACCCCCGGUUUGGGCAACGGUUCCUGCCUAGCGAGUUGAGCAAUGAGUAGAUUAGGAGCCAGAAUUGGCACCGGAUCAAGCGUAGCGGGAUCGGAGCUCUCGUUUGACCUGCUGUCUCUUCCUCAUGAGAAUGGAUUGUUCGGGAGAGGGGAGGGUGGGAAUCACAGUUGAAGUCAAGCUGAGACUGGUUUGUGGGCGGGGAUGUACAUACGCCGGCGCAGCGAGAACGAGGGGGGUUUCACCGCGAGAGGUCUUGUUAGAGAGCCACCCUAAUGGUCUCAUGCAUGUACUGGUGCUAGUGCCGGUAUUGCUACGUUAUUGUUCUGCACAUUUAUGAAAGGGAGCAUUUGCUCAUCUCC